Chenopodium quinoa (quinoa) is the source of this 3789-nucleotide messenger RNA. RefSeq names its product DENN domain and WD repeat-containing protein SCD1-like. Gene Ontology annotation, cellular component: cytoplasmic vesicle. Lineage: Eukaryota; Viridiplantae; Streptophyta; Magnoliopsida; Caryophyllales; Amaranthaceae. Gene Ontology annotation, molecular function: protein binding. The transcript is spliced from 24 exons. Gene Ontology annotation, biological process: regulation of Rab protein signal transduction. The coding region runs from base 1 to 3585 and encodes 1194 amino acids. The record is from RefSeq and is a predicted model, not a curated record.
AUGGCGCCGAUCUUCGAGUAUUUCAUAGUGUGUGGAAUUGGACCUGAGAUUCGAACAUUAGAUGAGAAUAAAGGAUUUUAUGGCACCAAUUACAGAUAUUUGCCUUCGCUUCUUGAUCAGUAUCCUCCUCUCAAUCAUACCCUUUAUCCUCCUCCUCCUCCCCAGCUUCCCAUGUGUGUUUUGCCUGCUGGAGUGGAGUUCUAUGCUUCAGGACUUGAUGGCAAUGAUCCCUCAACGUAUCCUCGCACUUAUCCUAUUGUCUUAACUGAGGGUGAUGGCUCCAAAAUUUAUGUCACUUGUAUUGCUUUUCGGGACCUAGUUGAUGAAGAUAUUGUUCAAGCACAUCGUAUCCCCGUGAAUUCAUUUGCAGACAAGUGCAUCUGUCUUGUUUCACGUUUGCCAAGUUUUCAUGUACUUCGUACCGCUCUGGAGGAGAUCUUUGCUCUUUGUUUUUCACCAAAAGGAAGCCGCAAGCCGUUGUGGGAUAUUAUUGCCUGUAUGGUGUCCAAUGUACCUUUGCCUACGCCUGGGAAAGAUCGGGUGUUGUUUGCUAUUGAGAAUUGCCUAUUGUCUGUUGAGGCUCCACCAAAAGAUGGUUUACCUCAUGCUGAUGUAUCCUUUCAGCCAUUGGUACAGUGUUUGGAUGUCGACAACUUGCUCAAACUCUUCACAGCUGUAUUGCUUGAAAGAAGAAUCUUACUUCGGUCAAACAAGUAUUCACUUUUGACUCUUGUUUCCGAGGCAAUUUGUCAUCUCAUCUACCCAUUUCGAUGGCAGCAUGUCUACAUUCCAUUACUAUUUUUCAGCGGAGUGGAUUAUAUUGAUGCUCCAACACCAUACAUGAUGGGUCUUCAUUCUGGAGUUGAUACCACUGGCCUUUCAAUGGAUGGUGUAGUAAUUGUGGACCUUGAGUCUAACCGUAUCAUUACUUCAGAGGAAAUACCUCCUAUACCAGAGCCAGAAUUAAGCUCUUUACGUGGUGAGAUAUUGAAAUUACUAUAUCCUAAUGUGGUGGAUAUAGAUCUGAUAAAGGUUGGCAUUGGCGAAUCACGUGAGCUUUAUCAUAGGGUUGCUAACAAACCAUGGUCAGAUGAGCAUAAUAUUCAACUAAGGAUGAUAUUUCUGAAGUUCUUUGCAUCAAUUUUAUCUGGUUACCGGAAUUUUAUUGAAAAUUCUGCAACCAAUGUCUUCAAUACCCAAGCAUUCUUGAAGAAGCGCUCUCGAUUGACUAAUCAACCCCUAGAUCCCAUGAUUGUACAAUUUUUCGAGACACAAGGUUUUUUGGACUUCCUUGAAAGAGGCAUAGGCUUUAAUAACAAUCUUCUUCACAAGUUGCAAGAUGCCAUUGGGAGAGGACAGGAUCCUAUGUCAAUAUUGCCAUCACCUGUGUCAGAACCUGAAAUUAUUACAAUAUCUGAUCUUGAUGGCAGUGUACCUGCUAGUGGUUCUCCCUAUGUGUAUGACCGAUUCCCCUCAAAUAUUAGAGCAGAAGAGCAGGAGGAAAAGAGGAAGCAGAUUCUUGCUGCAGUUGGUGGAUCACUUGAUACUGAUGCUAAACAUAAUCUUGAUCAUGCUGAAAGUCUCAGUCCAAGGGAGAGAGCUGCUGAGCGGGAGCGCAUGGUCUUGGACAUUAAAGUGAAGUUGCAGGGGCUGUGGCUACGUCUUCUGAAGUUAGGGGCCACUGAUGAUCCUUUGUCCUCGUUCGAAUAUGGAACUAUUGUUGCUCUCAUUGAAUCUGAUGCAGAUGGUAUUGGUGGAAGCGGGUUUGUUGAAUGUAUAAGGGAACACAUACAUACUGGGUGGAGCUGUCAAUUGACUGAAGAGCAAUUUAUUGCUGUCAAAGAACUGCUGAAAACUGCAAUUACUCUUGCAACUUCUCGCAAUGACAUGCUGACAGUUAGAGAUGCACUGGAAGUGUCUGCUGAAAUCUAUAAGAAGGAUGCCAAUAAUGUUUCUGAUUGUGUUCAACGUCAUCUGAUUUCACUGUCAAUUUGGGAAGAACUUCGGUUUUGGGAAGGAUAUUUUGAGUAUCUGAUGGAUCAAGCUUCCAACAAGUCAUCCAAUUACGCCACUGUGGUUUUGACACAGCUUAUUGUAGUAGCUUCACAUAUGGCUGGACUGGGACUACCCGAUACUGAUGCUUGGAACAUUAUUGAGACCAUAGCAGAGAAAAACAACAAUGGGUUUAAGCAAUUUAUUCAAUUAAGAGGGUUUCUGUCACAUAUCCACCAACUUCGCUUUGCUUACUGGGGAAUAGCUGCUACAAAAGUACAAUCAUUGUCCGCUUAUGGAGUUCAAUCUCCACGUCCACAAGAUGCUGCACAUGACAAUCAACAGUUUGUUGAGGCGUCUAGUGUUGGGAGGAGCUGGGUACAAAGCAUGUUUAGCAGAGAUACAUCAUUAAGGGCACAUUCUUUUACUCGUGUACGUACUGGAGUAUCAGAUGCAAAUGAGGGUAAAUUGGAUCCGGCAAAUGCUGCGGGUCAAAAGAAGCCUCAAACAAAUGUGCGUGUACUUAGGGGCCAUAAUGGUGCAAUCACUGCUUUGCAUUGUGUCACAAGAAAGGAGGUGUGGGAUCUUGUUGGUGACCGUGAGGAUGCAGGCUUCUUUAUUAGUGGAAGCACUGAUUGCCUGGUUAAGAUAUGGGAUCCAAGUCUUCGUGGUUCUGAGCUUCGGGCCACUUUGCAAGGCCAUACCGGAGCUGUGCGUGCUAUAAGCUCCGACCGAGGAAAGAUAGUAUCAGGAUCAGACGAUCAAUCUCUCUUGGUAUGGGAUAAGCAAACACACCAAGUUCUAGAAGAGCUCAAAGGACAUACUGCACCGAUCAGCACUGUGCGCAUGCUUUCAGGAGAGCGUGUCCUUACUUCUUCUCUUGAUGGAACACUUAAGAUGUGGGAUGUGAGAACUGAUACUUGUGUGGCAACCGUUGGGCGAUGCUCCAGUGCAGUUCUCUGUAUGGAUUAUGAUGAUUCUACUGGGGUUUUGGCUGCUGCAGGUAGAGAUUCAGUUGCGUACUUAUGGGACAUACGUGCUGGUAGACAGAUGCAUAAGCUCUUGGGGCACACAAAAUGGAUCAGAUCAAUCAGAAUGGUGGGAGAUACUCUGAUUACUGGUAGUGAUGAUUGGACAGCUAGGAUGUGGUCAGUUUCUCGAGGCACAUGUGAUGCUGUCUUGGCUUGUCAUGCAGGUCCUGUCCAGUGUGUUGAGUAUUCACCGUUGGAGAAAGGAAUUAUUAGUGGCUCAACAGAUGGGAUGCUUCGAUUUUGGGAAAAUGCUGAUGGGGGUAUAAGAUGUGUGAAGAAUGUCACCGUACAUUCUGCUCCUAUAUUAUCCAUCAAUGCUGGUGAACACUGGCUGGGGAUCGGUGCGGCAGAUAACUCUAUGUCUCUUUUUAAUCGCCCUCAAGAAAGACUUGGUGGCUUCUCUAGCUCUGGCUCUAAAGUAUCCGGAUGGCAGCUUUACCGAACACCUCAAAAGUCUGCUGCUGUUGUAAGAUGUGUGGCUUCCGAUCUAGAAAGGAAAAGAAUAUGUAGUGGUGGCCGUAAUGGAUUUCUUCGAUUGUGGGAUGUUACUAUAAACAUCUGAGCUUCUACUUGUUAUGCUUGGCAAGUUAUCUGUCAGUUUUACAUGAACACAUUAUGGUUAUUGUAAAUCCCUUUUGUUGUACACUGGCUUUCAUAGAAAAACCCAAAUUUGGGUGACUUAGCAAAAGAAUGUAUAAUGACUGAAGUAAAAGAUUUUAAUACAGUGAUAAUUAAAACUUUCCUAAUAUGUCUUUAUAUAGACUGA